GUUCAAACUUGUUGCCAUCGAACCGCCAACAACUUUCUCGCCAACACACAACUGCCAUGUGCCCGACUGAACAACGUAUUAACGUCACUGCACACAGAUACGUGUUGCUGCAACGUGACCACAGCGCUACGCUAAGAACCCGAACAGUAUUGGCCAAAGUGAAAGAGCUGACGGCGAGAAAGCUUUUCUAUUCAAUUGCGUUUUGGCUGUCUAAGCUAACGGUUGUCUUGAAAAUCUAACAACGGAUAAAACUAGAAAAACACAAAAUAAAUAUAUUAAACGCUGAGAGAGAGAUAGAUACGUGAAUAAUAUAAACAACAAGUCCGAAUAAGUUUUGUAGAAUACAAAUAAUCAGAAAAAAAAGAACAAAAAAUCAGUUAAGAAAAAAAACAACGUGAGCGUAACGUGUAACGUAAUAAAUACCUUAUAUGGACGUUUUUUAAAUGGACUCGCAAGAAAUCUAGAACUAGAACGGCCAACAACAAAAAACAUUGUUUUUCGUGGAAUCAUCAUCGCCAGGCAUUAUCGUUGUAUCGACGAGGUGCAUUUGAGUGCCGGUCGGGUAAUAAAACCCCAAAAGUCUAAAACGCAAAUCUUGGCCAAAACAAUUCUUGGUAAAAAAAUGGAAUCAUCCUCAUCAAAAUAAACAACAGUUCAUGUGAAAAGAACGAAAGAAAGAAAGAGAGAAAUCCCCUCACCAACAAAAUUGUGAACAGCAAAAAAAAAAAAAAACAAAGAAUUGCAGCAGCAAUUCUCUGAUGUCGUCUGCAAAUCUGAAAACAAAUUUCAAACAAAGUGCAAAGAACUUUAGAAAAUGUGACAAUUGAAAUAAAAUAAAAAAAAAUAUAAAAUCAAUUUUUGAAUAAACAAAUCACAGUUGAAUGGACUGAAUGUCUAACUUGAGUGUCGGACGUCUCAAAGAAAGAAAAAACAAUAACAACAACAAAAACACACCAAAAUCAGCAAUGCGCAAUUAAUUUGAAAUUGAAAUUUUGAAAUUGCCUAAAAACAAACAACCCAUACAUUGACACACAAAAGUGAUUUAAUGCACACAUGUGGAAAAUAUUGAAAACAAUUACAAAACCUGAACAACAGCAACAACAACGUAUUUUCUCAGCAGAUAAUUGAGUUUCAAUAAAAUGUCGAUUGUCUGCACUUUGGAGCAAAAAGUGAAUUUAUUUAAAGGUCCUGUGGCUACCAAGAAUUUACUUAUUUUAAAGAAUAACAUUAACAACAAUCCACAAAUAACACCAGCAGCAACAACAACAACAACAACAGCUAAUUCAACAACUAACAGCACCAACAACAAUUAUUCAUCAGCUGUUACAACCUUGCCCUCAGGCAAAUUACUAACGGAUAUUAAAAGCUCUUCGUCGUCAUCAGGAGCACCAAUUUCGGUGUCAUCUCUGAAGGAAAAAUCUUUGAUUUCAUCGGCGCCCAAUCAUCUGAUUAAGGGUCAGGAUUUCAAGAAUCGUUUAACUGUAACACCCACCACGGAGCUGCUACAGUUACAUCAGCAACAACAACAGCAGCAGCAGCAACACCAACAACAUCUUCUAUUAACGGCCGCAGCAAAUAUGCCAGAAGUACUGCAAGCCGCAGCUGCCAACAGUUUGACAAGUAACUCCACAAAGUAUCACAGCAACCCAGCCCAAGGCCUGGUAACACCGGCCACUGCUGCUGCCAUGGUUCGUAUGUCCACCAUGUCGCCCACACUUUCGAUGAACGGCAGCUCCAAUGAGGCCACAAAUGUUCACAGCCUAUCCAUGUACAAUGGACCGGUUAGUCCCCAAUCCAGUGAUUCGGGCCACAGCAUGUCCGACAUGCAGCACAACAAUUACAUGAACUAUAACCCCGAUUUCACGGGCAUGACCAAACAGCAGGUCAGCGCCGCCAAGGAAUUAUUUUCGCAGCGCAAACAACGAGAAUUCACACCCGACUGUAAAAAAGAUGACAGCUACUGGGAUCGUCGUCGGCGCAACAAUGAGGCGGCCAAGCGCAGCCGUGAGAAGAGACGUUACAAUGACAUGGUUUUGGAACAGCGCGUGGUCGAACUGACCAAGGAGAACCAUGUAUUGAAAGCCCAAUUGGAUGCUAUCAAGGACAAAUUUAAUAUAUCCGGUGAAAACCUUGUGAGUGUGGAACAGAUCUUGGCAUCUUUGCCCACCAGUGAACAGGUUUUGAGCACCACAAAACGCUCCAAGCUUUCCACGCCCGCCACCAAUUUCAAUGGCAAUGCCAACUAUGGCACCUCCGGCAACAACCUGCAAACUCAAAGAUCCUCAGUGGAUGUCCUCAGUUCCUCCCACAAUGACAAAUUGACCGCCCAAGGUGUUAUCAAGCCGAAUGGUGCAGUGGCGGCGCCAUCUGUGAAUGGAGUUUCUCCCCUGCAUCAUCUGCCCUCCGCAAUAAAUGCAGCUGCCGCAGCCGGUCAUCAGCCCAGCAUACAGGCCACCCAGGCCUUAUAUGUGCCGGCAUCAGCAGCUUCAGCUGUUUAUGUUCCCGCCAACAUAAACGAAAGCCUAUCGUCCAAUACACCUCCCCACCAACACCAUUCAGUGGUAGCUGCCGCAGCAACCACCACAACCAGUCUCGUCCCCACACAAACGCCCACUCCAAAUCUACAGAAUUUACACGUCCUUCAAGCCCUGAAUAGGAACUGUGAUUUUGAGAACAUACGCAAGGUUGUGGCAGCUGCCGCUGUUGCCAGCAAUGCUGCUGCCGCUGAUCUACCGUCCACUGUGAGUGGCCUGUAUGUCAAUCCCCAGGGAGCAGCAGCUGCAGCCAUCUAUGCCGGAGCCACACAGCAUGUCCACAACCCCUUGUACACAAAACUCAGCAAGGAAGAGCACAGCUACUUGUCAGCCACAAUGGUAGAGGGUCCAAUUGUUAGCUCCAGUGCUGGUGACUCGGUCAGCUCUUCGUCGCCCCGAGAAACAGCCAGCGUUUUGAAUCUGUCACGCCGAGCCAGUAGCCCCACAGCCUAUGAGCAUAUGCUGUCGUCCACCACACCAACAUCCUCUCGUCUGUCCUCCGCCAUGUCAUCGGCAUCGUCUUCGGGCGCUGUUUCGGGUGAUGAUGACCAUGAGGCCGACAAUGAAAUGACCGAAGAGACUAAUGAACACAACCUCGCCAGUACCACAACAAGUCCUCACAGCAACGACUCCAACAACUGCUUGCCUCUAAAGCUAAGACAUAAAUCUCAUUUGGGUGAUAAGGAUGCUGCUGCCACAGCCUUGUUGGCCUUGCAGCACAUCAAACAGGAGCCAAUCAGCAAUCGGGCAUCACCACCAGCCUGGGCUGAUAAUUCAGGCGACAAUUCAAGUGAUGAACGCGACUCGGGCAUCUCAAUACCCAGUCCCGAAUGGGCCGCCCAGUUCCAAAGAAAGGAUACCUGUACGGCCACAGCAGUGGUAACGGUGACACCCUCAGAGAGGGAGCACAUACUGAAGUCCAAAUUGGCCCGACUGGAAUCCGAGGUGGCAACCAUUAAAAAUGAUUUAUACAGCCGAUCGAAGUGUUGUACAUAAAUUGAGAGUGACACAAAAAGAGAGUAAAUGCGAGAGAGAGAGCGAGACAGAUUGUUUUGAGGUCAUGUUAAAGUUUUCACAUUGAAAAAUGAAAUUGAACCCCUAAAAAAGAAAAGGCAUACCUUUUACUAAAAUUCUUGCAAAACUUUUCGAUUUAUUUAUUUCGUUUAGAAUACAAGGAGAGAGAGGAUAGACAAUAAUUAGACAUGUUAGGAAUAAAAAGAAAAACAAACAAAAAACUAAUUUUUGAGAAAUACAAACAAAAAACGCAAGAAACUAAUAAUUGCUAUGGCUGAUGAAGGAUUUUGAAGAAACUGGAAAAAAACUGAAUACCUUUUCUAUUUUGUUAUACGCUUUUUAUAGUUUUGCCCAAAAGAAAAGCAAAACAAAAACUGUACUCGGUUUAUGUUAUUAAUUUGAUGGAGUGAGCACAACUCCUGAUCUCAAUGUUUACUAAUGAAGAAAAAAUAAAACUUGAUUUCAAACUUUGUACAUCAUUUCAAACAAACAAAAACAAACAAUGGUAUUAACAACAUUUCAUUACAUACACACAAUUAUAAUUAUUAUUAUUAUUACUAUUAUUAGAAAAAAUAAAUGUUGUUGUAAAGUUUUGGAUUUUUUUUUUAAUUUGUAAAUUGUAAAUGGGAAUUCCAUUAAAAGAAAAAUGGUACAUUCCCUACUCUAAUGUGGAUGCAUAUACAAAUAUACAAAUUUUAUUAAAUAAGAAAUCCUAAUUAGUUUCUUAAUUAUAUUAAAAAAUGGGUUUUUUACUUUACCCCAAAAAACAUUAACACUGUGCUACAGGCCAACUACAAAAUUGCAAUGUGAUCGAGCAUAAGUACUCAUCCUGGAUAUGGAUGAUUCGUUAAAGAUUUUUAUUUUAAAGAAACCUUUAACUGCUCAACAGAAUCUUGAACCCUUUGCUGCAAAAAUGUAUUUUUUUGUAAUAUAAUUUUGUUGUUGCAGCACAGUGUGGUUUUGUGUAAAAAAUAAUUAAUUAUGAAUGCAUUCAACUGUAACCACUGGCAUUUUGUGGUUAUUUCUAAUUAUAAUAAUUAUGAAAUAAAAAUUUAUAAAUUUUUAUUAGUUUCAUGGAAAAAAAACUUCCUAUUAAUAAAAAGUAAAUUAUAUCUUAAAAAAAUAAGGACAAAACAACUUUACUUAUCUCAAUAUUUUCUUUGUGGUAUUUCUUAUAGAUUACAAUAAGUUUUAUAUAAAAAUAUGUAUGUAUGUUUUUUUUAUUUUUUAAGUUUUAUUUGAUAAGAAAACAAAAUGUUCUAUGUUUUUAAGAAAUUGACAAAAAAGAAGUUUCCUUAUUUAGCAUUAUGUAAAUAAAAAAGUUUAAAUGUUACAACAAACAAAUUACUAUGACAUGUAAAUACAAGAAUUACACUAUGACAAACCAGAUUAAAUGGCGAGUAUAUAUUAAAAAA
Molecule: messenger RNA, 4963 nt
Organism: Musca domestica (house fly)
Lineage: Eukaryota; Metazoa; Arthropoda; Insecta; Diptera; Muscidae
Gene: vri
Exons: 3
Coding region: 1140-3530 (796 amino acids)
Biological process (GO): circadian rhythm; regulation of DNA-templated transcription
Cellular component (GO): nucleus
Molecular function (GO): DNA-binding transcription factor activity; DNA binding
Source: RefSeq, a predicted model, not a curated record